AUGUCACCUUUUAGGCUGACUUUCUCUUUAUUAUUCCUUAGUUUUCCUCUUUUUUCUCUAUUCUCUCUCGCCCAACGUCAACUUCAAGCUUUGCCUUGCACUUCUUUCAACUUCUUUUUAUAUGCCUCUCUAUUUAUUUCUCUUAAUUACGUCUUUCUUUAUUCCCCCUCUCUUAAUGUCUUCUUACUGCUAAUUUUUUCUAUUUCACCGUCUUCAUUUUCUCUUUUUCCUCUCUCACUUUUACAUUGUCUCAUUGCAGCCUUUUCUCCCUUACUGCGCCUACUGUUAAAUAACUUCUUUUUCUUCUUCUUCUUCUUCUUCUUCUUCUUCUUCUUCCUUUUUUCUUCCUUUUUUUUUCUUUUCCUUCUUCUUACUCUUCCUCCUCCUUCUAUUUCUUCUCCUUUAUCAUCCUUUUACUUCCUCCUUCAUCUUCUUCCUCCUCCUCUUCCUCCUUCCUUUUCUUCUUUUUUCUUCUUACUCUUCCUUCUUCUCUUUCUUCUUCUCUAUCAUCAUUCUUUUUCUUUCUUUUUUCUUCUUCCUUCUUCUCUUUCUUCUUCUCCAUCAUCAUUCUUUUUCCCCCUUUUUUUAUCUUCCUUCUUCUUCUUCAUCAUCAUCCUUAUUCUUCCUCCUUUUUCUAUUUCCCCGUCUUCAUUUUCUCUUUUUCCUCUCUCACUUUUACAUUGUCUCAUUGCAGCCUUUUCUCCCUUACUUGCGCCUACUGCUAAAUAA
Acanthosepion pharaonis is the source of this 729-nucleotide messenger RNA. Lineage: Eukaryota; Metazoa; Mollusca; Cephalopoda; Sepiida; Sepiidae. The record is from the annotation of a GenBank genome assembly.